Messenger RNA from Meloidogyne enterolobii, 438 nucleotides. Lineage: Eukaryota; Metazoa; Nematoda; Chromadorea; Rhabditida; Meloidogynidae. The record is from the annotation of a GenBank genome assembly.
AUGUGUUUGUCUAGAAUUGGUCAAAUUGCUUAUGGGGGAUUUGCCCUCGCUUCUGUUGGCCUAAUUCUUGGUUCAAUCUUUACACCUGCAUGGCGACAAGUUGCAUCCAAUUUGCAGCAAGGCCAGCUUGGCCAAUUGCCCCCAUUAAAUAUGGGACUGUUUGCAUUUGCUUGUCAACGCUCUAAUGAUAACACACAGAAUGUGUAUAAUGGCAAUCUUCAAUCGGGUACAAUAAAUCAAGGCUAUAAUACAGCAAAUCAAGGUUUUAACACAGCAAAUCAACAAGGAUAUGGAACAACAAAUAAUAAUUAUAAUACUAAUUAUGGUAAUCAACAACCUAUACAACAAGUUAAUUCUGGUUCAACAGCCAUAACUGUUAGCACACAGAGUGGAACUCGUUAUUUGGAUUUGUGUAUUGAAAUGUGGAAUUUUUGUUAA